Molecule: messenger RNA, 5904 nt
Organism: Mugil cephalus (flathead mullet)
Lineage: Eukaryota; Metazoa; Chordata; Actinopteri; Mugiliformes; Mugilidae
Gene: itga8
Product: integrin, alpha 8
Exons: 30
Coding region: 1513-4686 (1057 amino acids)
Biological process (GO): cell adhesion mediated by integrin; integrin-mediated signaling pathway; cell-matrix adhesion
Cellular component (GO): external side of plasma membrane; integrin complex
Molecular function (GO): integrin binding
Source: RefSeq, a predicted model, not a curated record
AGCUGCAUUAAAACACCUGGCGCGCAGCAUUGUAACACAGUCACCUUAACAGUGAAACAAAUGAAGUACAGGGGAUAAGUUUGGUGCCUCCUCACUCCAUCAUCCUCACCAUCUUUCUUGCUUUCAGACAACUGAAAGGAAAACAUCUGUGUCUGCUCCUGUGUACUCGUACUCUGUAGGCGUUUUGUUUCUUCUCUGUCUCUGCGUUCAUGUUAGAUUUAGGCUGAAACAGAUGAGACAGAACAGACCCUCUCCACCGCCGCACAAAAAUGUGCGCCUUUGCAAAUAACAUAGGACAACAAAUGAGGAUGUACGAGAUGAAACUGGAGAGAGGGAAGGUAAAGUUUGUGAACCCGAGAAACGUCUCCACCCGGAAGGUCAUGGUAGGAUAUUUUUUUCCUCUUCUUCCCCAUGCACUCUUUACCAAACUUUCUCAGCUGCUUUUCAUCUGCUCUCUUGACGCCACAAACUGCUCCACUGCACUUUUACUGCGCCGUUUCCCUCCGUACAGAGUCUAAUUCAUCACUGAGGUGCCCAUAAAGCUUGAUUUAAUUAAAACAAACUCCCCACGCGAUAAACAGCAGAUUGGGACUUGCUCAAGUAGGUGCAAUAACCAUCCCUCUCUCUUUUCUCUUUUCUCUUUUCUUUUUAUUCCAAUGGCGCGCACAAAACCAUGUAAGGUGUGGGGAAAGUUCAGAAGACAGAGAAAAAAAAAGCAGACUGGUCUGGACCUGUCACCUCUUUAGAAAGGCUUUUCGAUUCAGGAUAUUAUUUUCAGCAGGAGGGUUUAAAAGGAAAUCGCUUGGUGUUGACUGAAAUGUCGAGCGGACUAACCUACCCAAAGUUUGCACAGGAGCUUAAGAGAUUUCUGCUGUAAGCCGACAUAAUAAUUACUGACAUAAUUGCAAGUGAUUAUUCUCAACGGAAGGGAACGCGGCCCUGUUUAAGAGGACGGCUGGCCCUGUAAAAAAAAAAAAAAAAAAAAAAAAAGGUGUUUUCAUAUGCUACCAACGCUUGCAUUUGUAAACUCCUGGUGCGCCUGAUCCGACCCGGUGAUCAAAGACGCGCGCUUCACUUCAAUGUUGUUUGUUGUUUGGCAUUGCCACCGGGGAAAUUGCCCUGUGCCUUAAAAAGGAGCGGUGACGCACCAGCCUCGAAUACGCGCGCUCUGAUGUGGUUUGUGCCUCCUAAUGUGUGAGUGUGUGCGCAGGGGGUAAAGUUUUGUGCAGAGGGCGGGGGCGCGGCUGUGCAGUCUUGUAGCCGAAGCUCUGGGCAGACCUGGUGGUUUCAGGGUGUUGGACUCAGGAGGCAGUUCUGGGGGAGCGCAGCGGAACGCACGCAGGGAUAGAGGCGCAGGCAGUUGGCGGGACAAACGCAAGCGUGCCUCACCUGCACAGAGGGAACUCUCUCGGCAUCUCUCACAUAUACUCUCUCAAAGACCUUCUCUCCCCCGCAUUUUUUGUUAUUUUUUUUUUUAGUUUAGGAAUAGUGCGCUGCUUGCUGCUCUUUAUAAUGGAGCGCGCAUGGAACUGUGUCUCCUCUGCUGGGAUGUUCAUUCUGGGGGUGCUGUCUGUGCUAUGGCCGGCGCUGCACGGAGUUGGGAGUUUUAACCUUUACGCAGAGCAUCCUACGGUUUACAGAGGACCCGAUGGAAGUUAUUUCGGUUAUUCUCUGGACUUUUACCAAGCUACGACCGACAGCAACACGAUCAGUGUGUUGGUGGGGGCACCCAAAGCGAACACCUCCCAGCCCGGCAUCAUGGAGGCUGGAGCCGUCUAUUACUGCCCCUGGCCUGGACACUUUGACAGCUGCAGACAGAUACCAUUUGACAACUCCAAUAACAGAAUGAUUAAGGUAAAUGGCACCAGAGAGCCUCUGGAGUUUAAAUCUCAUCAGUGGUUUGGCGCAUCGGUUAGGACGCACAAAGGAAAAGUAGUGGCAUGUGCUCCUCUGUACCACUGGCGGACAGUGAAGAUAAGUGGAGAGAAGGACCCCGUGGGGACCUGUUAUGUGGCCGUCCAGAACUUCAGCGCCUACGCAGAGUACUCACCCUGCAGGACGAAUGAUCCAGACCCAGAGGGACAGGGAUUCUGCCAGGCUGGUUUCAGUGUGGAUUUCACCAAGGAAGGACGGCUGGUAGUAGGAGGACCUGGAAGCUUUUACUGGCAAGGUCAGGUGAUGACAGCGGGGAUAGCGGAGAUACUAAAUGGCUACUCCUUAAAGGCGGUGCUGAGACAAAUUCCAGGAGAGAAGCACACGAGAGCUGCUGAAGACAAGCACGAUGACAGCUACCUCGGUUACUCUGUGGCGGUGGGAGAGUUUACAGGAGACUCCGAACAAGAGCUGAUAGCUGGAGUCCCAAGAGGAGCGCAGAACUUUGGAUAUGUGGCGAUGAUUAACUCCACCAAUCUGACCUUCAUCCAGAACUUCACAGGGGAACAGAUGGCCUCCUAUUUUGGCUACUCAGUGGCUGUCACCGACUUGAAUGGAGAUGGGACGGACGACGUGCUGGUUGGAGCGCCCCUCUACAUGGAGAGAGAGAUGGAGAGCAAACCCAGGGAGGUGGGAAGGGUGUACCUGUACCUGCAGACGGCUCCCCUCGCAUUUUCCAAACCCGUCGCCCUCACUGGCACUCACACCUUUGGACGCUUCGGCACAGCGAUAGCGCCGCUGGGAGACGUCAACCAGGACGGAUACAAUGACGUGGCGGUGGGCUGUCCGUUCGGAGGCGAGGAGCGCGGAGGCCGAGUAUUGAUCUUUAAUGGCAACCGAGACGUAGCCGUGCGAGGUCUGACGCUGAGCCAGGAGCUGAGAGCAGCCAGGACCCCCAGCGGUGGUUUGCCUGGAUAUGGAUUCACUCUGAGAGGAGGCCAAGACCUGGACAACAAUCAGUAUCCCGAUCUGAUUGUGGGGGCGUUCGGCUCAGGCGAGGUGUCUGCGUACAGGUCUCGAGCUGUAGUGUCUGUGGAGGCCUCAAUGGUCCUGACUCCCAGAAUCCUGAAUCCCGAUGACCGACAGUGUCACCUGCCUCAGACAGACAUCAUGGUCACCUGCCUAAAAGUGGAGGUGUGUGCAGAAGUGAGCGGUGUGGGGAUCCCCAGCUCUGUAGACCUUAGAGCCGAACUGCACCUGGAUUGGUUGAAAGGCACCAGAGGUGGAGUUAAGAGAGUUCUCUUCUUGGACACCCAGCAGCCUCAACACACGGGGCUCCUCAGGCUGGGCCACGGCCGGCUGCGCAGAUGCCUGAACUACAUGAUUUAUCUGAAGGAGGACGAUGAGUUCAGGGACAAACUGACUCCCAUCGCGCUGGCUCUGAACUACAGCUUGGCUCCAGCUACUCGUGAACAAAGCCUCCCACCUGUCCUCAACCACUACAGCAGCACCUUCCUCCAAGAGCAUGCCUACAUUCUCCUGGACUGUGGUGACGACAACAUUUGCAUCCCCGACCUCCAGCUCUCCGCAAGCAUGGACCGCUCAGAGCUGCUGAUCGGCGACGACAACCAGGUCAUGCUGACCAUCACUGCUUUGAACCGGGGGGAGGGAGCCUACGAGACCGAGCUCUACACGCUGAUCCCCCCGGAGGCCGACUACAUCGGGGUGGAGCGCCGGGUGGAGUCUCUCUCUCAGUUGAACUGUGAAUACAAGAUGAUCAACGAGUCCAGGAUGGUGGUGUGUGACCUCGGGAACCCGAUGGUGGCCGAGACAGAGCUGUCUGUCGGUUUGAGGUUUUCCGUCCAAAGGCUGGAAGAUGCUGGACCAAAGAUCAGCUUUGAGCUACAGAUCCACAGCUCCAACAAAGACAACCCCAACAGCAACCUGGUCAGUUUGAAUCUGUCCAUCGCGGCCAAGGCCCAGCUCGAUUUACGCGGGGUGUCUCAUCCCUCUCAGGUGGUGCUGCCAUUCCCACACUGGGAACCCAAAGAGAAGCCCGUCAAAGAGGACGACGUUGGACCACAAGUAACACACAUCUAUGAGCUCCACAACUUUGGUCCCAGCAGUAUUCGGGAGGCCGAGCUGGAGGUCGGCUGGCCUUCUCGUUUCCGUGACGAGAACCUGCUGUACGCCAUGGAGAUUCAAACUGACGGACCAAUUAGCUGCCGGACAAACACCAGCCUUAACCCGCACGGCCUUCAGGUCUCGAGUCUCCAGGACACGCCGGAGUUAUUAGGCUUCUUGAAGAACACCAGCGCUCCUCCUUCUCCUCGCCGUCACAAACGAUCUGUCGGCAACGCGCAGAGCUACAGCAGCAAAAUCCUGAACUGCACCAACAUCUCCUGCCUGCGGAUCACGUGCGUGGUUGGGAGGCUGGACCGCGGCCAGAGCGCCGUGGUCAAGGUCCGAUCGAGACUAUGGGCGCAUACUUUCCUGCAGCGGCGUAACGACCCCUACCUUCUCAACUCUACCGUGUCCUUCAUGGUCACAUCCAUGCCUUAUCGCGUCCAACCCCCCGCCCUGCCUCAACACAGGACCUCUAUGGGCACUCUGGUGUUGUGGGGGACUCCUGAUGUGUCAUUUGCCGUCCCACUCUGGGUCAUCAUCCUGGCUAUACUGCUGGGGCUGCUGGUGCUCGCCAUGCUGACGUUAGCCAUGUGGAAGUGCGGUUUCUUCGACCGGGCCCGGCCACCGGCUGACGACGACAUCUCCGACCAGGAGCAGCUCACGUCCGAACACGCCGGGGACGCCUAAGACGACGCGCGACGGCGAGACUUUGGUUUGGGAGGGAUGUGCACCUUCUGAGUAAUUUAAAUCAGGUCUGAGAUCUGCAUUAGUUGGAACCUACAUUCUUUGGCUGGAGGUCUGUUAAAGAAACUGGCCUGAAAAGAACAGACUGAAGACUGCAGCGCCGCACAAACUGGGACGAAAGGACGGGAUUCAAACCAGACUGAGUGGGACCAGGACCAGCACACUUAACAGGCGCAAUCACACACACAUGUCCGUUGUUUAUCCGUCGCAAUGUGAACUGAGGACAGAGCGGACUUUGUUGUGAAGACGAUGCUUUAAAUGUGUUGCUUUUUGUGCGUGCGUCAGUUGUAAAUGAGGCACAAAGAGACUUGAGAUGGAUGCGCAAAUGCUUCUGUCGGAGUGUGUCUGCGAGCGCGUGUGUGUACAUGUGUGUGUGUGUGCAGGUGCUGUGCAUACGUACGUGUUUAUUAGGCGCCACUUACGUCAUCCCCUAACCAGUUAUUGAUUUGUUAUUUGAACUGAAUCACUGUUUUAUUCAAACUGCUCUGUACACAGUUCACAUACACACUAGAUGCAGCCACACGGACGAACGAAACGGCACAAAGUUGAAGUGUAUAUUUAUGAAUGUAUGUGCAAUAUUGUGUGAUACUGAAGCUUGUUUACACUGGCAUUAUUUUAAUAGAGCUUAAUGUUUCCAUUGUUUAUGUAUAUACUGUGCGUGAUUAUUAGAUAUUGAUAUUUCUGAACAACAAAGCAUUUCUUUUGACUGAUGUAAGUCACAUAGCGUUUUAAAAAAUGAACAAAGUGAGGAGACAAAUAACAAAAAAAAAUAACUUAUUAUUGUUUUAUAGUGAAUUUUACCUUUGAUGAAACAAACCGACCAACUUAUCUUCACCGCUGAGGCCCUGCACUGCUAGUUAAAGGUUUAUAUAUACAUAUGUCUGUCCCUCUGGAUGUGUUUUCUGACAUAGCGGAAAAUAAGGCUUCACAAAGUAGCUGCAAAGAUGAGUCAAGACCAAAUGAAAAAUACGACACUCUGUAGGUGAACAGGAAUGUUUGUCAGCCAGUUAUCUGUUAUUAAUGCGUCACGCACGGGCAGCCAGAACAAAGUGAUCAUCAUCAUCAGUAUGCUGGCUUUGAAGCAACAUUUUAAUGUUGUAUGUGUGAGGUGUUUUGUAUCGAGUGUGAAGUUUCAUCCGAAUAAAGUGUUGUUUGAUUACU